AUGGUGCAAGACUUCGCCCGGCACACCAAGAAAGAGGCUCCAUUGCUGCUCGAGAAUAGGACAAUUUGGCCAUGGCCAUGGCCACAUUGGAAAUUAGGAGUGGCCGGGCUCCUUUUAUCGCUAUUGGUCAUUUACGAAUACCAAUUACAUGGGAUGAAGUUAAAGAUAAGCCGAUUUAUGAUUACUAGGCCAGAAGAUGCUAUUCCAACAAGUUGGGAAUGGAGCGAUAUCCAACCUAGCAGAACCCUACAGUGGCACCGCUGUUACGAUGACACAUACGACUGUGCGAGGCUCGAUGUGCCUAUGGACUGGCUUGACCCGUCCGAUGAUAAGGGAAAUCGAGUCGUCUUGGCCAUCAUGCGUCUUAAAGCUACAGAGCUUGACGAUUACAAGGGGCCCAUCUUUUUCAAUCCCGGAGGACCCGGGGGUUCUGGCGUCUACGCGUUGAAAGAUCGCGGUGCACUUUUACAGACUAUUGCUGGGAAGAACCAUGACAUUGUAUCUUUUGACCCAAGAGGUAUCGGUGCGUCUGUACCUAGAGUCGAAUGUUGGGACUCGCAAGAGAAAGGCCGACUCUGGGCGCUGCAGGAUGUUGGAGUCGUUAGUGCCCACCCCGGAGUCGUCUUCGACGCCUUUGCCCAAGCGUCUGCCCUUUCCCAGGCCUGUGAGAUGAACAUGCGUUACUCAAGCUUGUUAUCACACAUCAGUACGGCUUCACAUGCCAGAGAUUUGCUUGAGAUUUUACACCAGACUGGUCAAGACAAACUCAAGUACUGGGGUUUUAGCUAUGGGACAAUUCUAGGCGGCGUUUUUGCUGCAAUGUACCCCGACAAAGUUGAGAGGUUAGUUAGUGAUGGUAACGUGGACUACAGAGAAUGGCACUUGAAUUCGCACAUCAACUUUCUGCGCGACACCGACAAGGUUAUGGAUGCCUUUUACAGCUUCUGCCACAAAGCCGGCCCGUCGAGCUGUGGUUUCUAUGCCCCCACCCCAGCCGCUAUAGAGCAACGCUUAGCAAAACUGCUAAGCGGUCUCAAGAAGCACCCCAUAAUCGUUCCAGCUGCCGAGCUAGGACCUGAUAUGCCGCAGCUGAUCACUUGGUCUCAUUUAAAACGCUUGAUAUCCGCAGCUCUAUAUCGACCCAUCUUCAUGUUCAAGAACUUCGCAUCGGUCCUGAAAGCGUUAGAAGAUGGUGAUGGCAAACCAUUCUACCAGUUAGUCAAGCCGGAGAGCUCCUCCGUCUGCUCUUUCAAGGCGAUCCCCCCUAACGUACCGAGGUCAGAGGAAGGAAACGCCGAUGCCUUCCCAGCGAUCAUGUGUGCAGACUCGCCUCCGGUAGACAAUACGGUGGAAGAAUUUGCCGAAUUCGUAGACAGGCUCGUGAAUAUUAGCUCUUCAGCCGGCGACGUCAAUGCGCUUUUCCGAUUAGCAUGCGUAGGCCGAAAGGUAAGACCGAAGUGGAGGUAUACCGGUCCCUUUGAAGGUAACACGAGCCAUCCAAUCCUCUACGUAGCCAAUAUCGCCGACAACAUCUCGCCACUUGUGAGUGCGCGAAACAACUCGGAGGGGUUCCCGGGUUCGGUAGUUUUGGUUCAGAACUCGUACGGUCAUACCAGCCUUUCUGCGGCUUCAACUUGUACGGCUGAGCACAUUCGUUCUUACUUCCAGAAUGGCACGCUUCCUGAGCCAGACACAAUAUGCGAGCCGGAUUAUCACCCCUUUGAAGAUGUACGUUUGAGGGUGGGAGAUGAGUUAUCGAUGGCGUCUUAUGAGUUAUCCCGUUUUCAUUGGGGAUUUGCGCAGACCGGACUAAUUACCUGA
Hypoxylon fragiforme is the source of this 1821-nucleotide messenger RNA. RefSeq names its product alpha/beta-hydrolase. Bases 1 to 1821 code for a protein of 606 amino acids. The transcript is spliced from 4 exons. NCBI's taxonomy places the organism in Eukaryota, Fungi, Ascomycota, Sordariomycetes, Xylariales, Hypoxylaceae. The record is from RefSeq and is a predicted model, not a curated record.